Messenger RNA from Peronospora belbahrii, 1455 nucleotides. NCBI's taxonomy places the organism in Eukaryota, Oomycota, Peronosporomycetes, Peronosporales, Peronosporaceae. The record is from the annotation of a GenBank genome assembly.
AUGACUACACUCAAGAUCUCAUGGCCGGAAAAGCAGGAUAUGCGACGUGUACAGCUCGCUGCUGUACAUGAAUCACUCCAAUCGCUUGAUGGUCGUACGCCUUUUGAUCCUCGUGCAUUGCGUUAUCGUGAUUUAAACGAUUACGUUCGUUACUUUGUUUUUCCUGAGCUUCAGCAUGCAUCUCGACAUGAAUUAUUUCUUUACUAUAUGGAUGAUGAUAAUGAACGAGUUCGUAUUACAAAUGAUGCAGAAAUGGAAGAAGCUUUUCGUCUUAUGCGGGAGCUGGCGAUUGCAGCUGGAAAGAAUGCAGAAGAGAAUGCCGUGUGCAAGAUUAUUAUUGUGGUGAAACCGUUGGAAUCUUUGACUCGUAGCAAUAUGAACAAUUGUAGCAAGAAAGCGGUCGAGAGUGUACUACCUAGUGAUGUCGACAAGAUGUUGGCAAAUCAACAGAAGAAGAAAAUGUCGGAGUUGUUUGUAGAUCUUGUCAAGGUGGUUGAAAAGUGGAGUGCUAGUGGUGAACAUCAGACGUUGAAGAAAGAUCUUGUCUCUUUAUUGCACGAGCCUGGAUGUCAAGAGGCAUUGAUGGAAAUUAUGGCUAAUCCAAAGUUUGUAACGCAGUUUCAGACUAUGACGGAGGAAUUUAAGAAAAAUGGUAAUUUUAUGGAAUGUCUAGUAGCUGUUUCUGGAAGUGGAGAUGUCGAAGAGGUUGCCAAGAUUUUGCUGGCAAAGUGUCCCAGUGCGCGUGUGCAAGUGGAGCGAGUGCUUCAGCACGUGCAAUAUAGUCACAAUGCACAGCUCAUGUCGGCUAGUGACUACUUUGAAACGAUUAGCAUGGAAGAGACCAAGCAGGAUUUGGGUCCAGUUGUGGCAGUGUUUGAAGGUGAUGUCACGUGCCCAGACGGCACGGUAUUGGCGCCAGGAGAGGCUUUUGACAAGGUGUGGAAAUUACGCAACGGUGGUCCCACCAAAUGGCCGAUUGGCGCAGUGCUUUCGUGCGUGGGUGGUGACAAGAUGCAAGCACCUGAGAGUGUACUGAUUCCGUCGGUUUUACCUGGCAAGUCUAUUGAUGUGUCAUUGCGCAUGGUGGCACCAGCAAAGGCUGGGCGGUACACUGGUUACUGGCGUUUGAGCACCACUGACGGCAAUCGCUUUGGACAGCGUCUUUGGGUGGAUAUCAACGUGAUGGAUCCGGAAGAACCUAUUAUUACUGACACAAAAGAGACUGUUGAUGCUUCUGCUCCGGUCCGUUUGCCGACGAGUGAUGAGGCCUCUACCGUCUCGGCACCUGCUACGGUGGUGACGACCGAGUCGAAGGAGGAGGAUCUUCGAUGGACAAACCUGCUGCUUGUUCUGGCUGACAUGGGUUUCACGGACGACGCGCGCAACGUGGCUUUACUAUCGGAGCACAAUGGGGACAUGGAAGCUGUUAUCACGAGCCUGUUGAGCUCCGCUUGA